UAUUGUGUUAUAUUUUGUACGCGAUUUCACACUUACCUUCAUUUCUUUCAUUUUGGUUCUUCAAAAACGAAAAUCUCUGUUUCGAUCUUCGAAAGCCCCAAAACCCAGAAAAUCAGAUUAACAAUUUUAUCGAAUUAGUGUGUGAAAUAUCUUGGUUCAAUUUUGUUAUUGUAGAAAUUAAAAAGAGCUUUUUUUGUGAAAAAAAUGGCUCAAGCUGUUGAAGAAUGGUACAAGCAGAUGCCCAUCAUCACCCGCUCUUAUCUCACAGCUGCCGUAGUCACCACUAUUGGUUGCUCUCUCGAAAUAAUAUCACCUUAUCAUCUGUACUUGAACCCCAAGCUCGUGGUUAAGCAGUAUCAAUUCUGGCGCCUCAUUACUAACUUCCUGUACUUCCGCAAGAUGGAUUUGGAUUUCAUGUUUCACAUGUUCUUUCUUGCUCGGUACUGCAAGCUUCUUGAAGAGAAUUCUUUUAGGGGGAGGACUGCGGAUUUUUUUUACAUGCUCUUAUUUGGAGCUUCCGUCUUAACUGGCAUCGUUCUUAUUGGAGGAAUGAUACCUUAUCUGUCAGAGUCAUUUGCCAAAAUCAUAUUUCUAAGCAAUUCAUUGACAUUCAUGAUGGUUUAUGUGUGGAGCAAGCAGAAUCCUUUUAUACACAUGAGUUUUCUGGGUCUUUUUACCUUUACAGCAGCUUACUUGCCCUGGGUGCUUUUGGGAUUCUCUGUCCUUGUUGGUGCUAGUGCUUGGGUGGAUCUCCUGGGAAUGAUAGCUGGUCACGCAUAUUAUUUUCUCGAAGACGUAUAUCCGCGAAUGACUGGUCGCCGACCCCUAAAAACUCCAUCCUUUAUUAAAGCGCUGUUUGCAGAUGAGGCUGUAGUGGUAGCACGGCCAGCAAAUGUGAGAUUUGCUCCACCACCCGCAGAGGAACUUCACAGAGAUUAAUCUGUCGUGCUGAAACUAGACCAAUGGAGGGUACCUUCGGUUGAAUUGACCAUGCUUGGACAUAGCAAAGGCCCAAAAAAUUGUGGUUGGCCAUUUCUUGAAAAUGUUCAAGCUUACAUGCUAAUCAUGAACUAUAUAUCUUCGUUGCAUUAGAGGUUAGCUGUGUACAUCUGAUGUUGCUGCUGCUACAGCUAUUUGGGGAUGGAAUUUUAUAACUUACCACCUAAUUAAGUGCUUUUGGAUGGAAUUCU
Messenger RNA from Durio zibethinus, 1190 nucleotides. Its product is annotated as derlin-2.2. Lineage: Eukaryota; Viridiplantae; Streptophyta; Magnoliopsida; Malvales; Malvaceae. The record is from RefSeq and is a predicted model, not a curated record.